AUCCGAGUGAUCACGCAGCCAGCACGGCCGCCAGGAGGGCGCUCCCAGUGAGGAGGGAAAAGGUGUGUUCACAGCCACCCAGGAGGAGGAGUGACACAGCCCGAUUGGGAAAUCCCUGGACACGAGAAUAUAAAUUCCUGCCCAACUGCUGGGCUUCUACGGAGGGCGAAGGGCCUGGCAGCCUUCCCGGGAGAGAAGCCCCAGGUGAAAGAUGCAGAGCUGCAGGCUACGGGGUCUUGGACCUGAGGUCUCCCCUUCCUGUGUCCUCCUGAAGUUUUGGGGAGCAAUGGCCAUCUGGUCCAUGUUGACAGUGGGUGUUUCUGCCUUCGUCAUUCAGCCUGAAGAACACACAGUGGCUGCAGGAAACUGCCAUUUUCGUGGCAAGCAUCCCCAAACCAGGCUCAAGGUAGAAGGGGAGCCUGUGGCCAUGAGGUGUCCCCAGGUGCCAUACUGGGACUCUGCCAGCGCCGGUGUCAAUGUGACAUGGCGUAGAAAUGAUUCCACGACCAUCCCAGGGGAAGAAAAGACGCGAGUGUGGGUCCAGGACGGUGCUCUCUGGAUUGUGCCAGCCUUGCAGGGGGACUCCGGCACCUACAUCUGCACUGUCAGAAAUGCCUCUUACUGUGAUGAAAUGUCUGUGGAGCUUGGAGUCUUCGAGAAGACAGAAGCUUCCCUGUCUCUCAUGUCAUACCCGCAGAUUAUACCCAUGUCAACCUCUGGCUUAUUAGUGUGCCCUGAUCUGAGUGAAUUCAUCCAUAAUAAAACAGAUGUGAAGAUUCAGUGGUACAAGGAGUCUGUCCCUUUGGAUCAAGGUGGUGAGAAGUUUCUGAGUGUGAGGGGAACUCGCUUACUUGUAAACAAUGUCUCUGUGGAGGAUGCGGGCUAUUACACCUGUGCCAUGACAUUUGCCCAUGGAGGAAGGUCAUACAACAUCACUAGGAAUAUCAAACUCCGUAUCAAAAAAAAAGAAGAGGAGACAAUUCCCGUGAUUAUCUCCCCACGCCAGACCAUAUCUGCUUCACUGGGCUCGAGACUGACGAUCCCAUGUAAGGUGUUUCUGGGAGCUGGGAUCCCCACGACCACCGUGCUAUGGUGGAUGGCCAACAACACUCACAUAGAUGAUGCCUACCAGGGAGGCCGCGUGACUGAGGGGCAGCGCCAGGAAUACUCAGAAAAUAAUGAGAACUACAUUGAAGUGCCACUGAUUUUUGAAAGAGUCAUAAGAGAGGAUUUGCAUACGGAUUUUAAAUGUGUUGUCAUUAAUACCAUGAGUUUCCAGACGCUUCGUACCACAGUCAAAGAAGCUGCCUCAUUCUCCUGGGGGAUUGCGCUGGCCCCCCUCUCCCUCAUCAUCCUGGUUUUGGGAGGAAUAUGGAUGCACAGACGGUGUAAACGGAGAACUGGAAAAACCUAUGGUUUAGUAGAGUUAAAGACUGGCCAUCAAGAUUCCUAGUCCUGUCCCAGUAAAAUAAAGGAAGUUAAAUAAUUCCAAUCCAGUGAUGUCCUUUCUUAUGGAAGCAGCUCUGGCUUGUGAAGGAUACUGUUCUUUUCCUCAGUUGUUUAACAUAGCUGCUCUGUUUAUAGUGGGUUUGUAAUAAAAGAUUGAAAUGUU
Molecule: messenger RNA, 1612 nt
Organism: Phacochoerus africanus (Common warthog)
Lineage: Eukaryota; Metazoa; Chordata; Mammalia; Artiodactyla; Suidae
Gene: IL1R2
Product: interleukin 1 receptor type 2
Exons: 9
Coding region: 212-1453 (413 amino acids)
Molecular function (GO): interleukin-1 binding; interleukin-1, type II, blocking receptor activity
Source: RefSeq, a predicted model, not a curated record